AUGUACCUCUCAUUCUUUCCUCUUUUCAUCCUUUCUACUGCCCUUUCUGCCCCCUUCGCCGGUAAGCGGAAUGGUACACUCGUAUCUGGCGCGCUCUGGCAGUGGCUUGGGGACAAAGCUAAACUCUUUGCGCAUAUGGGCAUUACCCCUCAUGGCAAUGGAGAUGCGUAUGAUCUCUCGAAUUUUGGAGAGUACAUCAAGAAUUCGAAUGCUGAGAACGCUGAAACCAGGAUCAAGUACGGCACAGAGGAUCAACUGGAAGUGACGAUGAAGACGCUUCGCGAGAACGGUAUCGGCAUUUACCUGGAUGUGAACGAUCGACCUUACGAAGGUACAGCGGACCAAAUCAAAGGAUGCACCAAGUUCAAGUUCCCCGGUCACGCAGGCAAGUACAGCGACUUCAAAUGGAGCUUUCAGAGUUUCAUUGGCGUAGAUUGGGAUGACAAAAAGCAAGGAAAGCGAAUGUUCCGCGUUGCGGGUCGUAGAAAGAUGUGGGCGCAAAAUGUCGACGGUGAAAAAGAACACUGUAAAAACUCUGCCAAGUCGUGCGAAGUACACCUCGACAGCUUUACAGGCGAGCCCUCCUCCCACUUCGAUGCUGCGUUGCACUACUACUUUGAAGAGGCAGUUGAGGCAGGUUUGGAUUGUGAAUUGCUCAAUAUCCUUGAAGGGUCCAUCCGGCAAACGCGCCAAGAUGAAGCUAUCACACUCGUUAACAACCACGACACGCAGGCAGGCCAGGCACUCGAGCCACCCGUCCCACUGGCCUUUAUGCCUUUGGCAUACGCCAUUAUCGCUCUGUGCGAGAGCAGCACGCCCUGCGUCUUUGUCGGCGACCUCCACGGCUGCCACGGUCAGGUUAAAGAUCAACCUGAAUUGCUGAUCAUGCCAAAUCUUGUUACCCUUAUCGCUGCGCGUAGGCACUUCGCAUAUAUGAUGCAGAGGGAUUGCUGGGAGCACCCCAGCUGCAUCGGCUGGGCGCGGGGCGGUGACGAGCACGGGCACGAUGGCUGCAUUGUCGGGCUUUGCAUUGCGGAUGAGGGGGCACCAAGGGAUGGAGAUGGGGAAAGGGUACGAGGGUCAGCCAGGUCAAUGUGA
This is a messenger RNA of Tilletiaria anomala UBC 951, 1098 nucleotides long. RefSeq names its product glycoside hydrolase family 13 protein. The transcript is spliced from 7 exons. Bases 1 to 1098 code for a protein of 365 amino acids. Lineage: Eukaryota; Fungi; Basidiomycota; Exobasidiomycetes; Georgefischeriales; Tilletiariaceae. The record is from RefSeq and is a predicted model, not a curated record.